AUUUUAUCGCACAUUUAUUCUCUAAUUAUUUGUAUAAAUAUGAUUUUUGCUUGUUUUUAAUAAUGGUACACCGAAGGACGCAAAUUAGGCAGGAUUACUGGAAGAUUGAGAAGGUCUGACGUUUUCAGGCGAACCAUGGCUUUGAAGAAGCGCUCUAAAGUUGAUGUGUCCCCCUCGGACAAAGAACUACCCUUAAACAAUCUAACGCUCUACGAACAAAAUAAUCAUCAGCUUUACAAGACUUUGGAACAGUAUCGCAAGGAUAACGAGGCACUAAAUCGCAAUAAUGUAAUUCUCUCGAGGAAAAAUGACCUUCUAGAGCAUCUGAUGGAGUCAGUCUCCUCGCUUUGGGAUUCUCUGAACUCAGAUAUUGAUAUUUAUAUAUCCCGACAGGUAUCUGAAGGUGAAUUGUCAGAUUCGGGAGAAAAACACGGGAAAACAGACUCAAACGGUACUCCUGCAAGUGACUUUUGGGAAAAAAUGAUCAGCACUAAUUUCCCAUCCAUAUCACCUGGAGAUCCUGACGGUGAUGUUGAUUUUAAAGAGUUAGAUUAUAUCUUUGAUAGUGACGAGUUUUUAAUUCUGUCAGACCACUACGAUGAGUUUGAGUGGAGUGAAGCUAGAGACUCAUUUUUGAAUACCAAAAUACACCUUUUCGAGUCGAAAAAAAACGCCCUCCUCAGAUCCCUAAAAAACUGCACUCAUAAAUCCUGCUCUACAGACGCAGGUUUCAUAAACAUUUUAAAAUAUAAUUGUCUCAAUUACUGUAAGUUAUUUUUCAUUUUGCAUAAUCGGUACAAAGCUCUAAAGACUAAGUGUAACACUAACAGAAUCGAGCUCUCCAGACUUAGCAAGCAAGUCGCCUUUUUAAAGUUUGAGCUGAGGACUUUCACAGGCCACGAUGGCAAGAAGGAGUCGGAGCUAUCCUCCUCUAGCGAUUCCGAUAACGACACUGUCAAAGUUGUUGAAAAUGUUGAGGAGGUCACCGAGGAGAUGAUCCUCGGCUCUUCCCUCUACUCGAGGCUGUUUAACUAUGCCAGGAACAUGGAUAAAGAAAUCUCCAGACUGGAGUCGGAUAAUUCUGACCUGAGGAACAAGAUUUCUAGCCUUACUGAAGGUCCUUCAAACCAGGUGAUGAAGAUGAAGCAUGAUUUUGAGAAAUUUGUCAGUGAGAUCAGUCAGAAGGUUUCCUCAUUUGAGUCUCAGUACAACAAGGAUUCUAAGGAGCUUGCGUUUUUGAGGGAGAACUACAGCAUCGUUUCCGAGGAGCUGGACCAGUACAAAAACGAGCGAGAGAAGAUGGUCUCUGAACUCAAGAGCCUCGAGACCAAGAUGACCAAACUUCUUCAUCAAAAUGCCUCCAUUUGUAAAUCUAUCUGCUCUACAACUGAGAAAUCCUCCACCACCAACGCUCUCAACUCUACCUGUGAUAAAAAUUUAGAUUCUAAAUCCUCCGGUGAUAAAAAUUUAGAUUCUAAAUCCUCCUGUGAUAAGAAUUUAGAUCCCAAAUCCUCCUGUGAUAAAAAUUUAGAUUCUAAAUCCUCCUGUGAUAAGAAUUUAGAUCCCAAAUCCUCCUGUGAUAAAAAUUUAGAUUCCAAAUCCUCCGCUGAAAACGAGCUUGAUUUUUACAAGGAGCACCUGCUAAACAUUAGUGAAGAGCUUGAGGACGUGAGUUCCGCCUUUGAGAAGAAGCAGCGGAUGUGCGAUGACCUAAUGCGUCAAAUUAAUGAGGCUUCCGAUACUCGGAAGAUUUUGGAGCGACUUCAGGACUCUCACGCCAACUUAGUAAACCGGUACAACCAACUUGUUGAAAACACCAAUGCCAAGGUCGCGUUGAACUCCAAGAAGCUAGAAAUCCUCGAGACCUUGCUUCAGGACUAUAAGCGCAGUUGGUCUUCCGCUUUUAAUCGCGGCGUUUACUUGCAGCACCAGCGCGACGUUGCUGUUUCCGCUGUUUGCGAGCUUCAGUCUCAGUACCGCAAGAGCUGCCGUUCCCAGAAGGCGCUUCAGGACUACUUAGCUUCCGUCCGCACUGGCGUCACUCGUUCCUCCAGUCUCGAGUCCACCAUGGGCGAGGUUGAGAACGUCAUUGAGCAGGAAAACACCAUUCUCAGGCGCAGGAUGACCUGCACUGUCUGCUCUGAGAACUUCAGGGACCACGUCAUCACCAAGUGCGGCCACGUUUUCUGCCACGACUGCCUCGCCAACAGCAUCAAGACCCGCAAUCGCAAGUGUCCUCAGUGUAAGAUUACCUUUGACAAGAACGACACCCAGCGGCUCUUCCUAGAUUAAUUUUCUAAAUUUUGUACUCAAUAUUGUCACUUUGUAAUAAUUUCGCAAUUUGUGAUUUUCAUAGAUUUUUCUAAUUGCUACGGCAAUUUUAAGUGAUUUUAUCUUGUAAAUUACACACAAUUCCCUAAAUUCUCUACUUUAUAGGAUACCUCCUAUAAUUUAAACUAAACUUAAAUAAUCUCUACAAAAGCAUAUAAAA
Theileria parva strain Muguga is the source of this 2491-nucleotide messenger RNA. RefSeq names its product Zinc finger C3HC4 type (RING finger) family protein. The transcript has 2 exons. NCBI's taxonomy places the organism in Eukaryota, Apicomplexa, Aconoidasida, Piroplasmida, Theileriidae. Gene Ontology annotation, molecular function: ubiquitin protein ligase activity. The coding region runs from base 136 to 2292 and encodes 718 amino acids. Gene Ontology annotation, cellular component: nucleus; HULC complex. The record is from RefSeq and is a predicted model, not a curated record.